AUGGAGUCUUCUGUCUUCGCAUCGCUUUUUUCGCAACUCCUCAACUGGCUCGUCACCGCCGCCGUCCUCCUCGCCCUCGAAAUCGCAGCUUUUUCGCUCUAUCGCCGCCUCUGCCGCUGCGCGCCUGCGGCGCCGCUGCUGCUGCCGUCGCCGCCGCAGCGGCACAACCCUUCGCCCUUGAUCGAGCGCUGGGAGGCCCCGCAGCCCAGCAGCAGCAGCAGCAGCAGCAGCAGCAGCAGCAGCAGCAGCAGCAGCAGGAAGCGGCGCAACAACGGCGAGCUGCUGCAGGCGCUGCAGCUGCAGGAAGACCCCCUCCCCAGCGGCAGCUGCUGCACUGCCCCCUGCUGCAGCGCGCAGUUCGAAGACUUCGGCGCAGCAGCGCAGCAGCAGCGGCAGCAGCAGCAGCAAGAAGGCACUCAGAGUCUGUUGUCUUGCUUUUGCCUUCAGAAGUGCCAGCAGCAGCAAACUUCUGCUGCUUCUGUUCUCCGCUUUGUGCGGCACUGCACGAGCCCUGAAGACUAUGAGCGGCACAGCGCAGCACAACUUGCUGCUCCUGCUGCUGCUGCUGCUGCUGCUGCAGCUCGCAGCAGCAGCAGCAGCAGAGAGGUCCUCAGCGCUCUGGAGCCCCACAGCCAGCAGCAGCUGCUGCACGCAACUGGGGUUGGAGACAGCAGAAGCGACUGCAGCAGCAGCAACAGCAGCAGCAGCAGCAGCAGGACUGAAGAGCUGGAAGAUCUGCGCGAGAAAGAUAUGCUGCAGCAGCUGCAGCACCUGGAAGAAGAGCGGGAGCAGCAGCAGCAGCAGCAGCAGCAGCAGCAGCAUGAGAUAAGCGGCAACCAGCUGCAGUACCUGGCAAAUGUUGAAGCCAUUCCUCUGCUGCAAAGGGCCCAGAAGCUGCGGCAGCUGGAGGUUGCUAUUACUGUUUAUGAAAACUUCAAAAGAAGAAAUGCAAAAAUGCGACAAGACGUUUGUUUGCUGCUCGUGCAGUGUGCUCUCGCGUCUGGGGACUACGGACGGGGCAUUGACUGGCUGCUGGAGUUUCUCGAAGAUGAAGUGCCUUUGCAGGGAGUUUGGCUGGAGAGAGUCUUAGCAGCAACUUAUGUGGGGGCCCCACACUUGCUGCUGCAGCUGCUGCAGCAGCUGCAGAGUUUGCUGCUGCGGGGCAAGCUCAGCGCCGACUGCAGCAGCACUGUGCGAAAGGCCGACAGCUACUUGACGCUUGCUGCUGCUGCUGCUGCUGCUGCUCCCAACAGCCCGAACGCGCCGCCCGUGAGUCCGCUGCAGCAGCAGCAGCAGCAGCAGCAGCAAAGGGCCCGGAGGCAGCAGGUGCUGCAGCAGCUGCAGCAGCUGCAGCAACAGCAGCUGCAGCAGCUGCAGCAGCACACGCUGUGGACAGGCCACAGCAGCACCACCGCAGCAGCACCGAGAGAAGAGCAAGAGAAGAUGCUGCAAGAAGCUGAAAUAGCAGCAGCAGCAGCAGCAGCAGCAGCAGCAGCAGCAGAAGAGGAAUCUGCUGCCCAGCAAUCGGAUGAAGAGCAGCUGAGUCCUGCAGCUGCUGCUAUUGCUGCUGCUGCAGCAGCAGAACGCGAAGAGGCAGCAGCUGUAUGUGAAGCAGCAGCAGGUGAACCAGAUACGUCGGGUGCAGCAGCAGCAGCAGCUGCUGCUGCCCCGACUGCAGCAGCAGCAGAAUCACCUAGCGCUGCUGCCAAUGCUGCACCAGCCACGCCAGCAGCAGCAGCAGCAGCAGCAGCAGCAGCAGCAGCAGCAGCAGCAGAUAGCACUAGAAAAGGUCUCAACCCGAACGCUCCUGAAUUCGUGCCUGUCUUUUCUGUCCCGUUGCUGCAGCAGCAGCAAUUGAAAAGGCCGCAGCAGCAGCAGCAGCAGCAACAACAACCCCAACUGCCGCAGAAGCAGCAGCAGCAGCAGCAGCAGCAGCAGCUUGGACGCACCCUCCCCCUGGCUUCUCGAAGCGUUUCGAGACAGCCGGCAGGAGGCGUAGCAACAACAGCAGCAGCAGCAGCAGCAGCAGCAGCGGCAGCAGCAGCAGCAGCAGCAGCAGCAGCAGGAGCAGAGACAGCAGAAGCAGAAGCGAUGGCGCUGCAGCAGCAGCAACAACUGGAUGCAGAUGCAACAGCAGCAGCAGCAACAGCAGCAACAGCAGCAAACGGCAGUAAUGAACGCAGACCCCACAAACAAAUGCUGAAGCAAGUGCAGCAGCAGCUGCAGAAGUUUGUGCAGAAAAAUGCCAAGGCCCCGCGAGCCAGCAGCAGCAGCAGCAGCAGCAGCAGCUCCCAGCAGCAGCAGCAGCAGCUGCUGCAGCUGCAGCAGGAGAGGGGCCACGAGCUGCUGCAGCAGCAGCACAACUCAGCAAACCUGCAGCAGCAGGAAGUGGGAUUCUGCCAUCUGCAGCAGCAGCCCCAGCAGGUAAGCCACUACGAGCUGCAGCAGCAGCAGCAGCAGCAGUACUACUGGCAGCAGCAGCAGCAGCAGCAGCAGCAGCAGCAGCAGCAGCAGCAGCAGCAGCAAAGAGGCACCUUGUGGCGCCCACGCAACGACAUCUCAGAGCACUGGAGGCCUCGCGUGUGUCGGCAGCAGCAGCUGCAGGCGCUGGAGAGGCAGCAGCAGCAGCAGCAGCAGAAGCAGCAGCAGCAGCAGAAGUACGACAGCGCUGCAGCAGCAAACAACUCAAGUCGCCUCAGACUUGCACAGGCUAUUAUCACGAGCCUUUCCGCCAGCAACAAGAACCAGCAGCAGCAGCAGCAGCAGCAGCAGCAGCAGCAGCAGCAGCAACUGGAGCUGCAGCAGCAAAUGCAGCAGCAGCAACAGCACAGCAGCAGCAACACUUUGCAGCUGCAGCAGCAACUGAAGCAGAAGCUGCAGCAGCAGCAAUUGCCGCAGCAACAGCAAUCGCAGCAGCAGCAGCAGCACCAGCAGCAGCAGCAGCAGCAAUAG
Eimeria necatrix is the source of this 2952-nucleotide messenger RNA. RefSeq lists its product as hypothetical. The transcript is spliced from 6 exons. Bases 1 to 2952 code for a protein of 983 amino acids. NCBI's taxonomy places the organism in Eukaryota, Apicomplexa, Conoidasida, Eucoccidiorida, Eimeriidae. The record is from RefSeq and is a predicted model, not a curated record.